AUGGCUUCUCUUUCAGGGAAGAUAUGUACUCUCCUGCAUAUACGACCUGAGCAGGUAGCCAAGGCUGGGAAGCCAGUGCCAGCCAUUCACCUCCCACUUCCUCAUCCAGAAGUGGAGGUCCAAAAGGAGCCUGCAGAAGGGGUGACAGAAGAGGAGGGGGAUCACGUAGAGCCCACAGGGCAGGAUGAUGAGAACAGGGGCCCCCAUGGCAGUGGGGAUAUGUUAUUUACAUCUAGGCCCCUAGACACCAGCAGAGUUCUCACCUCCCUGGAGUGCAGGCCGGGGCCUCUGGACCACCAUCCUAGACCCCCAGAAGUUGGCUUGAGUGAGACCACCCAGAUGUCUCAGGUGAGCUCCUCCUCUGAAGACCAUAUGGCCGCCGCUUCUUGCAGCCCUUAUGGAGAUGUCCCGCCUCCUGGAAGGCUUGAUCCAGAAGCAGCAGUGCUCUCUGAACCAACUUCAUGCUGCUCCUGGCUGCCGGAGGCAUGCACGGAGGCAGUGCCAGGUGAAGAUCAUCAGCCAAGCUCUGCAGACUCACUGCCGUCUGGGAAGAAGACGCAGGGCAUGAAGCCUGCAGUCAUGCCAUCCAGGAGCUCUUUGCCAGGACCUGCCAGCAGCAGGUCCCACAUGAGGAAAGCGUUCAUGCCUCUGGCGCUCCUGUUGCUGUAG
Molecule: messenger RNA, 669 nt
Organism: Manis javanica (Malayan pangolin)
Lineage: Eukaryota; Metazoa; Chordata; Mammalia; Pholidota; Manidae
Product: putative UPF0607 protein FLJ37424
Source: RefSeq, a predicted model, not a curated record